AUAAUAAAACUAAAAAUAAAAAUCAAAUCUUGCUAUGUUCUUCCAAGAAUCACCCGACCAAAAAACUAUUUACAAAUUUACAAGUCAACAGCAGCAACUCCUACGUUUUCAUUUGACUAAUCUCUAGUCCUCUUCCUCCAGAUUCCCUUUUACUACUUCAACAAUUUUAUACUGUAUUUUUAUCUGUAUUUUUGCUUAGAAUAAUUCUAAAUUAUUGAACAAAGACUCGAGCAAUUCAAUGAGGUUGAGCCACGGCACCUUUUUUGUUUGGUAUUUGUUUUUUGCUUUUUCAGCUAAGAACUGUAGUUAAUCACACCCAAAUACCCUAUAUAUACACCAAAAAAAAUCCGAUUUUGAGCUUUGAAGAAGAACACCUUUUCAAGUUUGUUCGCGAUCCGUUUGUGAAAUUGCGAGGAUGGGCGUUUGUGGGUCGAAGCCGAAAGGGUGUGUGGGGAUGAAGGGGAAGUUGAAUUUGCAGAAGAAGCGCAAGAAGCAGAGAACGGGAAGAGUUAAGAAGGCGCAUUCUGCGAAUAAUCGACAUCGCGUUGAACCCUCAAAUCAGAAGGAUGUUUCCUUCACCAAUCCUGCAUUUCAAGGAAGCAGUGAGGCAUGGUUCGAUCCUGAUGGAUUGAUUGAUUCAGAUGGAGAAGAUGAAUUUUAUAGUGUUCAAGACGAUGUAUCUCAAACUGGAUCCUUAUCAAAUGUGGUUACUCCGAGGUUUUCCAACCAAGUGAUGCAGGGCAACGCCAUUGAUUCGCAGCUGAGCUCCGAUGAUCCUCAAAAUGCGGACGAGAGUGGCAGGAGGAGCGAGGAGGGAGUGAUGCAUAGCUGUGGGUUCAUAUCGAACGCCUUGCUCCCUUGCCUCGCCUGUGAUGAGUCCUUUGACGGGAGGAAGAAAUUAGAUGAGCCCGUGGAAGGGAAGAAGAAAUUGGCAAGUGCGGCAGGCUCGAGCACGAAGAAAAAGAUGUCUUUCACUCAGUCUUUUAAAUGGAGAGAAGGACACGAAAAUGCAGUCUUAUCGCUGGGAAAGCCCGUUAUACAAAGACCAAUAGCCGGCUCACAGAUUAUUUGUUCGCCAUUAGAGAAGAAGAUGUCAGAAUCUUGGUCAAGGAUCGAGCCAAAUACCUUUAGAGUCCGUGGACGAAACUACAUGAGGGACAAAAAGAAAGAACCUGCUGCAAAUUAUGCUGCAUAUGUUCCUUUUGGAGUGGAUGUCUUUUUAUCUCCUCGGAAAAUUGAUCAUGUCGCCCGAUUUGUAGAACUCCCAGCUGUCGACUCACAUGGAGAAAUCCCCACUAUUCUUGUUGUGAACCUUCAGAUUCCGCUUUACCCUGCAACACUUUUCCAAAAUGAAUAUGACGGGGCAGGGAUGAAUUUCGUUAUCUAUUGCAAGCUUUCGGAGAACUAUUCGCAAGAUCUUCCACUUCAUUUUCGGGAAAAUAUCAAGAAAAUAAUUGCCAACGAGACUGAGAAGAUUAAGGGUUUUGCCAUAGACACGAAUGCACCAUUCAGGGAAAGAUUAAAGAUCUUAGGCCGAGUCAUGAACGUUGAUGACCUUCAGUUGAGUUCAGCAGAGAGGAAACUUAUGCAUGCUUACAACGAGAAGCCAGUUCUUUCGCGUCCUCAACACGAGUUUUACUUGGGAGAAAACUACUUAGAGAUCGACUUGGAUAUCCACAGAUUCAGCUACAUUGCACGGAAAGGAUUUGAAACGUUCCAAGACAGACUCAAGCACUGUGUAUUCGACUUUGGUCUGACAGUUCAGGGAAACAAACCAGAAGAUCUACCAGAGUGCAUGUUAUGCUGUCUACGGUUGAAAGAAAUCGACUACUCUAACUACUGCCAACUUAGCUUCUGACGAGGUAACGUGUGCCUCAAUUCCGUGACAUUGAUUGAGCUAUAAGGCGCAAAACCCUAUUCUCGGACGAGUUUUUCUUGUAUUUCCGAUGGCUGAAUCUCAAGAUUUUGGUGUCUGUUCAACUGCUGCAGGUGCCUGAUGUCUAAGUGUACAGAUAUAUAUUGUAAUGUAUUUACAAUAUAGUUUUGUUCAAAUUUUAUGAAGAAUUACACCCUCCUAAUUCUAGGUUUGGGUAUUUAUGUUGUAAUUCUUGUAUUAUCAUUCAUAUUCCUAGGUUGAGCUUUGAUCACAUUGUCUUCUUGUAGUUCCCAUGAAUAAGAAAAAGACAAAGGACCCUUCGGGAUCCUAUAUUUUUUGUCGUUC
Molecule: messenger RNA, 2221 nt
Organism: Salvia miltiorrhiza (redroot sage)
Lineage: Eukaryota; Viridiplantae; Streptophyta; Magnoliopsida; Lamiales; Lamiaceae
Exons: 9
Coding region: 416-1858 (480 amino acids)
Source: RefSeq, a predicted model, not a curated record